Messenger RNA from Xiphophorus hellerii (green swordtail), 1904 nucleotides. RefSeq names its product CoA synthase (gene coasy). Gene Ontology annotation, molecular function: pantetheine-phosphate adenylyltransferase activity; dephospho-CoA kinase activity; ATP binding. The transcript has 10 exons. Gene Ontology annotation, biological process: coenzyme A biosynthetic process. The coding region runs from base 230 to 1903 and encodes 557 amino acids. The record is from RefSeq and is a predicted model, not a curated record. NCBI's taxonomy places the organism in Eukaryota, Metazoa, Chordata, Actinopteri, Cyprinodontiformes, Poeciliidae.
UCAACCAGAAGGUGCCUCCUAGCUGUAAGGAACAGGAGAGGAGUGUGAACUGGCUUAAAGUGUGUUUAAAUGAAGGUUGUCCGAUGAACAGUCAGCACAGUAAAUAUGUGUACGGCUGUGCAUGUGACGAUUAAUCCGUUCUUCACGUCUCGUUAGCUUUUUUCACCGGUGAGCCCACUGUGACUCUCCUCUGAGACUCCUGGGAAUCCCUGUGAUAUCAGACACAACCAUGUCCAUGUUCAGCACAGGCAUCCUGGUGCUGACGUCUCCUCUCCAGACUCUCCCGUUACGCAUCGCUCCAGUGCUCAGCUCGGCCGCUCAGCUCGUAGACCGCACGCUGUACGUCCAUCUCCAUCCCGGGCUAAACCUGACCAGUGGGGCCCAACCUCGACCCGUUUUCAUUCCACCCGUAGUCGACCUGUCCACGCUCAUCACUCGGCUCUACAACAACGCAGCGGAUGUAUGCGGCCACCUGGAUGUUCGGGUUUUGCUCACUAAUAUUCGCGCUCAGCCGGCUGCCAGCGGCGGGGCCGCGACUCCAAACUGCCCCUUCCCCACACCGCAGCCUCUGUUUCACUCCCCGGAUGUGGUGCUGACGGACUUUGCGCUGCAGGACCCGCAUCAGUCCCAUCAGGUCCAGCAGUGUCUGGAGAAGUACACCGGUCACUGUUAUGUCUGUAGACCCGGUAUCUCAUCGGUGCUGCUUCAUCCGCAACUAGUAAAGCUGCAGGAGAACGAGGAAGCGCCAGAAAGUGGCGAAGAACAAAAGGCCGAACCCAUAGAAACCUACAGUGAUGUAGUGGUAGGAGGAACGUUCGACCGCCUGCAUGGAGCCCACAAGACGCUGCUCAGCAUCUCAUGUCUCCUGGCCAACAGGAGGUUUGUCAUUGGUGUGUGCGACCAAGCAAUGCUUAAAAAAAAAGUUCUGAAGGAGCUGAUUGAGCCGUACUCGGUGCGAGUGCAGAGACUCCAGGAGUUUCUGCAGGACACCAAACCGUCCCUGCAGGUUGAGAUCGUCCCACUUGAAGACCCCUUCGGCGUGUCCAUCGUGGACCCUCAGCUGAAGUGCAUCGUGGUCAGCGAGGAAACGAGAAAGGGCGGCGAGGCUGUCAACACGAAACGCGCUGAGAACGACCUUCCACUUCUUGUCCUUCAUGAGAUCCAGCUGCUUAAGGACGCUCACCGCAACGAAAUUGAGGAGGAGAAGAUCAGCUCGUCCAGUCUACGCUCUCGUCUACUUGGCAACCUCCUUGUCCCACCUAAAGGUUCGCCCCACCUCCCUCCUACUCCGUAUGUGAUUGGUCUGACGGGAGGCAGCGGCAGUGGAAAGAGCUCCGUGGCCAAACAGCUGGAGGUUCUUGGCGCGGUUCAGAUCGAGUGCGAUAAGCUGGGUCAUGAGGUGUACCAGCCCGGUGCACAGUGCUAUCAGAAAGUGCUCCAAGUUUUUGGAUUAGAAAUUCUGAAUGAGGAUAAAACCAUCAACCGGCGAGCUUUAGCAUCAAAAGUAUUCGGGAACCAGGCACGGUUAAAAUGUCUGACAGACAUUGUGUGGCCUGAGAUUGCAAUUCUGGUCAAGCAAGCAAUAAACCAAGCCAGGAAAGAAGGUAGGGAGGUUUGUGUGGUGGAUGCAGCUGUUCUUCUGGAGGCCGGCUGGACAGACUUGGUCCACGAGGUUUGGGUCAUCAUCAUUCCUGAGGAGGAGGCUGUGACAAGAAUAAUCGAACGGGACGGGGUCAGCAAAGAAGAUGCCCUGCGCAGGCUGCAGAGUCAGUGGCCAAGCAGCAAACAAGUCAAGCAAGCUAACGUAGUGCUGAGCACUCUGUGGGAGUCAGAGGUCACCCGGAAACAGGUACUAAAAGCUUGGAAUCUCCUUCAGAAGAGAAUCCUGAAGACAGAGGGAUGAU